Salvia splendens (bonfire salvia) is the source of this 330-nucleotide messenger RNA. RefSeq names its product zinc finger Ran-binding domain-containing protein 2. The transcript has a single exon. Gene Ontology annotation, molecular function: mRNA binding. Gene Ontology annotation, cellular component: cytoplasm. NCBI's taxonomy places the organism in Eukaryota, Viridiplantae, Streptophyta, Magnoliopsida, Lamiales, Lamiaceae. The record is from RefSeq and is a predicted model, not a curated record. Bases 1 to 330 code for a protein of 109 amino acids.
AUGAGCGGAGGAGAUUGGAUGUGCAAUGCGUGCCAGCACAUCAACUUCAAGAAACGGGAGGCCUGCCAGCGCUGCGCCUGCCCCAAGUACUCCACCGCGGCGGAGGUGGAGGCGUAUGCGGCGGCGCAGAGAACCCAAGUAAUGGCGGGAGACUGGUAUUGCAGCGCCAUGAACUGCGGCGCACACAACUACGCCAGCCGAAGCACCUGCUACCGCUGCGGUGGCGCCAAGAGCUACUGCGGCUAUGCAUUCGACGCUGUUCCCGGCUGGAAAACCGGUGACUGGAUUUGCAACCGGUAUCCAUCUCUUCCUUCUUAUACUUAUAUUUAA